This is a messenger RNA of Quercus lobata, 1339 nucleotides long. Its product is annotated as receptor-like protein 33. NCBI's taxonomy places the organism in Eukaryota, Viridiplantae, Streptophyta, Magnoliopsida, Fagales, Fagaceae. Bases 1 to 1311 code for a protein of 436 amino acids. Gene Ontology annotation, molecular function: protein binding. The transcript has a single exon. The record is from RefSeq and is a predicted model, not a curated record.
AUGGGGAUGGAUUCAUUAUAUUUUCUUGAUCUUAGUGACAACUUGCUUCAAGGACCAUUUCCCAAUCAAAGUUUUCUUAGUAUGCGAUAUUUGUUUGUCUCCAAUAACAAAUUAACUGGAGAAAUCCCUUCUUUAAUUUGCAAUUCAAAUCAUCUUGAAGUUCUAGACUUGUCUCAUAACAACUUAAGUGGCAUGAUUCCUAAGUGUUUGGUACACUCUAAUGUCCUCUCAGUGUUGGAUUUGCGAAUCAAUAGCCUUCAUAGUAUCCCUACAACAUUUUCCAAAGGAAAUCAUUUUAGGAAUAUUAACCUUAAUGGCAAUCAAUUGGAUGCGCCAUUGCCAAGAUCUUUGGCAAAUUGUAGGAACUUAGAAGUUCUAGAUCUUGGAAGUAACAAGAUAAACAGAACCUUCCCAUAUUGGUUGGAAGGUCUUUUAUAUUUGCAGGUUCUUGUCAUAAGAUCAAACAAAUUUCAAGGUCGUAUAGGCAAUCCUAAGACCAAAUUUCCUUUCCCAAAUUUGCGAAUCCUAGACAUCUCUAACAAUGAGUUUGAUGGUCCUUUGCCAAGAAAAUAUUUCAAAUAUUUGAAAGCCAUGACAAAUGUGAAUGAAGGAAAAGUGGCAUUGAAAUAUAUGGGAGAAACGUAUUAUCAAGAUUCUUUGAAUGUGAUGAUGAAAGAGUUGUAUAUUGAGUUGGUGAGAAUCCAAACUGCCUUCACGACCAUUGAUUUUUCAAACAAUAGUUUCAGAGGAGAGAUGCCAAAGAUAAUUGGGAGGCAAAAAUCACUCAAGGGGCUCAACUUUUCUCACAACAACCUUACAGGUUUUAUUCCAUUAUCAUUUGGAAAUUUGCACAAUCUUGAAUGGUUAGACUUCUCUUUCAACAAGCUUACCGGGGAGAUUCCUAGGCAAUUAGCAGAUCUACCAUGGCUUGAAGUUUUAAAGCUGUCGCAUAACCAACUUACAGGAUUCAUACCUUCAGGAAAGCAAUUCAAUACAUUUGAUAAUGAUUCGUACAUUGGAAACCUAGGAUUAUGUGGAUUUUCGUUGUCAAGAAUGUGCAAUAGCCAUGAGGCAAAAAAACCACAACCAUUGACCUCACAAAAAGAAGACAAUUUAGAGCCUGAAAAUGGGUUUGGUUGGCAAGCUGUAUCGAUGAGUUAUGGAUGUGGAGUGCUAUUUGGAACUUUGAUGGGAUAUCUUAUAUUUAAAAUCGGAAAACCAAAGUGGAUUGUGAGGACGGUCAAGUUAGAGCAACAUAUCAUGCUUAGAAGGCUGAAGAAGAAUGCCCAAAGACAUGGUGGAAAAAAAUAACUAGUCAAAACAAUUUGUGGGUGGUUUU